AUCUCUUCUGUGCGUGACGGUGGCGACAUCGUGACGCUUUUUUAAAGGUUUGGUGCUUGGUGCUUUUGCUUCUGGAUAUCGAUAGCAACUUCUAUUCCAGUUUAAUUUUGCCGGUUGUGUGGUUAUCAAGUUAAUUUAAUUCUACGAGAAUAAUGUCGGACGAAGAAACCCAAACUAAGCCUGCGGCCAGAAGGGGUCGCAAACCAGCAGCCGAAAAACGGCAAAAAAAAGAGGAUAAAUCUGAAAAAAAUGUGGACGAAGCUGGAGAUGCCCCCCCAAGCAAAAGAGGUAGAGGCAGGCCAAAAAAAGCGGCUGUCGCAAAAAAGGCAGAAUCAAAAACUAAUGGCACUACCAAUGCGCGAAGAGGGAGGCCCAAGAAGGAAAAGAAGCAAGAGAGUUCCGCUGAUGAGGACGAGAAUGAUAAAAGCAGUGAAGUUGAAGAUGACGAAUAAGCAAUUGAUAAUUUAUAAUGAAAUUUUAUCCAGUGCCAGUGGAUUACUUAGUGUUUAAUUUUUUUUAUUCAUUUGUCUAUUUGUAAUCACACCCGCAUAAUAUUUUGAAUAUUUAAAAAUUAAAAUGUAAUGAUUUCUCAUAUUUUUUUUAUGUAAAUGUUUUUUUGUCGUCUUGCACAAUAAAUAGUUUCUGAUUUUCUAAUAA
Messenger RNA from Cylas formicarius (sweet potato weevil), 657 nucleotides. Its product is annotated as probable H/ACA ribonucleoprotein complex subunit 4. The record is from RefSeq and is a predicted model, not a curated record. The coding region runs from base 153 to 452 and encodes 99 amino acids. Gene Ontology annotation, molecular function: DNA binding. The transcript is spliced from 4 exons. Lineage: Eukaryota; Metazoa; Arthropoda; Insecta; Coleoptera; Brentidae.